CUGGCGUAGCGGGGCAUCGGGCAGCGCGGCUGAAACACGCCAGCUGAAGCUGAAGCGGGGCGCGGGCGCGCGGGGCGGGGCGGCCAAUCACGGCGCGCGCGCUCACCUGCCGCCGCCGCCGCCGCCGCCGCCGCCGCCGCCGCCGCGCAGUGCUCCCCGACCACGCUCUGCGCGCCGCACCGCUCGUCUCCACUCCACUCCGGGGCAGCGAUUGUUGAAGAUGGAAGGCGAAGGUCACGAGCACAUGGAGGAGGCUCCCCCCUCCCUCUCCCCCGCCCCCGCCCCCGCGCCCCCCGCCGCGCGCCUGGAGCCCCGCCCCGAGCGCCUGCCGCCCGCGCUGCUGCACCACCACCAGCAACAACAACAACAACAACAACAACAACAACUGGACCAGCAGCACCUGGAGCAGCAGCAGCACAUCGAGCAGCAACAACACCACGAGCAGCAGCAUCUAGAGCAGCAGCACAUUGAACAGCAGCAGCAGCUGGAGCAGCACCACCAGCAGCAGCAGAUGGAGCACCAGCAGCAGCUGCAGCAGCACGCGGGGCUGGCGCUGCACGCCGGCGAACAGGCGCUGCAGCUGGUGAAGAGCGAGGAGCGCGCGGCGGCGGGCGGCGCGGGGGGCGCGGGGGGCGCGGGCGAGGAGCCGCAGCAGUCGGUGAUCACGCUGCGGCGGCCGCUGCGCACCAUCACGGCCGCGGGGCACAUCACGGAGGAGCCGCCCGACGACGUGAAGGACGAGCCGCAGGAGCACUUCGCCAAGCUGGACGACGAGCGCUACGAGCCGCGCGACUACCUCGCCUUCAAGCCGGAGUACCGCGCGUCCCCCGCCCCCGCCCCCGCCGCGCGCCCGCCCUACCGCCCGCGCCCGCCCUACCCGCGCCUGGCGCUGCGCUACGCGGCCGAGGGCGAGUACGACGAGCGCCAGUACGCGCUGGACGCGGGCGACGCGGCCUACCCGCAGCUCAAGUACGAGGGCCGCGAGGAGGCGCGCUACGCGGCGCUGCAGCCCGUCACCUCGCUGGGCUACGGCUACCAGGCGGCGGCGGCGGCGGGGGCGGCGGGCGGCGCGGGGGGCGGGGGCGGGUACUACGCCGGCGGCAAGGAGCUGCUGACGCUGUACGGGGCGCGCGAGGAGUCCCCGCCGGCGCAGCUGUACCGCGACGCGCCGCUGUCCGCCGCCGCGCUGCAGCCGCGCCACCUGUACCCCGCGCCCCCCGCGCCCCCCGCACCCCCCGCGCUGUACGACGCGCCGCCCGCCAGCCCCAACUCACAGCAGGUGACGCUGUUCAGCGGCGGCGGCUCGGUGCAGUACGUGUCGGCGGCGGGCGCGGGGGCGGGGGCGGGGGGCGGCGCGCUGGAGUACGUGCCCGUGUCCGGCUACGAGGGCGGGCUGCUGGUGGAGGGCUACUCGCAGUGGCCGCAGCACAACCUCAUCCCCAUCGACGACUCCUUCGACCCAGGCAUGGCGGGCGUGGGCGAGGUGAAGGAGUGCGUGAACUGCGCGGCCGCCAACACGCCGCUGUGGCGCCGCGACGGCACCGGCCACUACCUGUGCAACGCGUGCGGCCUCUACAACCGCAUCAACGGCGUCAACCGCCCGCCGCUCAAGGGACAGAAGAAGCCGCAGCAGCAACUCUGUUUGUUUCAGCCCACGAACGGCAACCGGCGCGUGGGCGUGACGUGCGCCAACUGCCGCACCAGCAACACCACGCUGUGGCGCCGCAACAACAGCGGCGAGCCCGUGUGCAACGCGUGCGGCCUGUACUACAAGCUGCACAACGUGAACCGGCCGCUCAGCAUGAAGAAGGACGGCAUCCAGACCCGCAAGCGCAAGCCCAAGAGCAUGGGCGGGCACGGCGGCGGCGGCAGCGGCGGCGGCGUGGGGCGGGCGGGCGGCUCGGGCGCGCUGGGCGGAUACCGGUAGCGUCGCCGCCCGCCCCCGCGCCCGCGCCUUACCGCCCACCCUAGCUACCCCAUGCAUCACAGACAAUCAACUUUAUACUUAUUAAAACAUUAGUAAAUUAUUGACAUGUGAAGAUUUCAGAGCUAGCUAAUGCAUAUAGAUUUACAAAGUAAUAUAUAGGUCAAUGUUUACUAAGAAAAUAAUAAGCUAGUCGUUUCUUCCAAAUAUGCGUAGGCAUUUGAUUAGAUGCCUUCUUUAAAGUAAUGAACCAGUGCCCGUAAUUAUAUAAUAUGAAUUAUAAACGACAGGGCGUGGUUAGCAAUUAACUUAAAAUCACAAAGAAUUAGCACAAGCUAAGUACGAAUUUAUUUUUAUUUAAAACAAUAUUUUAGUUAAUAAAUUAUGCCAUAAGUAAAUAAGUACUUAGUUCAUUUGUGAGGGUUGUGUGAGACACGUGUGUGAUUGUGUAUAGUUAGUGUGUUCAAUUAGGUUGGUGUUUGUGACCUGUGGUCUUAUUUUGUACUAAAGUCUUUAUAUAGUUCAUUAUUUUACAAAUAAAUGUAAUUAUAGUUAGAUUUAAGAUAUUAUGUAAGCGAAAUUUUAUGUACAUAGUAUCAGUGUAAUAAUGAAAGGUUUUAUAAAGUUAUAUUUAAAUAUA
Molecule: messenger RNA, 2564 nt
Organism: Plutella xylostella (diamondback moth)
Lineage: Eukaryota; Metazoa; Arthropoda; Insecta; Lepidoptera; Plutellidae
Biological process (GO): cell fate commitment; positive regulation of transcription by RNA polymerase II; negative regulation of transcription by RNA polymerase II
Cellular component (GO): nucleus
Molecular function (GO): RNA polymerase II cis-regulatory region sequence-specific DNA binding; zinc ion binding; DNA-binding transcription factor activity, RNA polymerase II-specific
Source: RefSeq, a predicted model, not a curated record